UAUAAAAGCCCAAAAGAAAAAGUAAAAAAAAAUACCACUCUCUGUCUCUCUCUCUCUGAAGAAACCACAGAGAGAAAAAAACCAAUGGCCAUGAUCGCCUCUGAUGCGGUCCCACUUCUCUUCUUCUUCUUAUUCUGCUUCUUCGGACUACUGUUUCAAAGGGGAUCAGCUCAAGCCUUGUCAGUGAAGCAAGAACAUGCUCACUUCCCUCCUAGAGGUUGGAAUUCCUAUGAUUCCUUUUGUUGGACCGUCUCUGAAGAAGAAUUCCUACAAAACGCAGAGUUAGUCUCUAAGAGGCUUUCAUCUCAUGGAUAUGAGUAUGUUGUGGUGGACUACCUGUGGUAUAGAAGGAAGGUACCGGGUGCAUACGUGAAUUCGCUGGGAUUCGAUGUGAUCGACGAAUGGGGAAGGGUCAUCCCUGAUCCCGAUAGAUGGCCUUCCUCGAGAGGCGGCAAGGGGUUCAAGGAAGUAGCCAAGAAGGUGCAUGACAUGGGUUUGAAGUUUGGGAUUCACGUGAUGAGAGGAAUCAGUACGCAGGCAGUCAAUGCCAACACCCCCAUCUUAGACACACUCAAGGGGGGUCCCUACACGGAGUCAGGCAAACAAUGGCUUGCACAAGAUAUUGGGUUGCGAGAGAAACCGUGUGUGUGGAUGGAUCAGGGUUUUAUGAGUGUUGACACUGAUUUGGGAGCUGGCAGAGCCUUCUUGAGGUCACUGUAUCAACAGUAUGCAGAUUGGGAUGUUGAUUUUGUGAAGCAUGAUUGUGUCUUUGGCCAGGAUUUGAAUGUAGAUGAGAUACAUUUUGUUUCGGAGGUUUUGAAAAAGCUCGACCGUCCUGUUGUGUAUUCUCUCUCUCCCGGGACCAGUGUGACACCAGCCAUGGCUGCAGAAGUACGUCAUCUUGUGAACAUGUACAGAGUAACUGGAGAUGACUGGGAUUCAUGGGCAGAUGUGGAAACUCACUUUAAUGUAUCAAGGGACUUUGCUAAUUCUCAUUUAAUAGGAGCUGAGGGUCUGAAGGGGAAAUCAUGGCCAGACUUAGACAUGCUUCCUUUGGGCUGGCUGACGGAUCAGGGUACUAAUGUUGGCCCACACAGAAAAUGUAACCUCACUCUUGAUGAGCAAAAAACUCAGAUGACUCUAUGGUCAAUGGGCAAGUCCCCAAUCAUAUUUGGAGGAGAUAUGAGGCAGAUUGAUGAGACUACCUUUAAUCUCAUCACAAAUCCUACCAUAUUGGAAAUAAAUACUUUCAGCAAGAAUAACAAGGAGUUUCCUCACAUCACCGCAAGACAUUUCGGAAAUUUUGAUCAUUCUAGAAGUUUGACGAAUGUGAAUACAGCCGAUAAUGGCAUGAUGAGUCUUACUAGCUGCAAGGAUCGCAAGGCGAAAGGAUGGGUUAUUGAAAGUCAUGAUGGAGAGCUCGAUCAGAUCUGCUGGAAAGAUAGCUUGGGAAGUAAUGAUCGGCCACCAUUUUGUCUAUACAAAAGACAACCUCUUCUGACAUCGGAUGAAGAGAUUAUCUACAAACAAAAAUAUCAAGGUAAGUUUCAUUUAUCAGUGAUGGCUCCUACGGAAUUUUGCCUCGAUGCUUCUACAGGCAGAAAGCAGGCUUCAGAUGUUUUGAAACAGAGUUCAUUAUCCCCUUGCAAGUGGGUUACCAACCAGCUGUGGGAGCUAAACCAUGAUGGAACCCUUGCGAACAGUUAUUCUGGUCUAUGUGCAACAAUGGGAAUAGAAAAAGGUAUUGUAAAUGCUGGUGGGGUCCGCUCGUGGGUCGCAACUGGAAGGAAAGGUGAAAUCUAUCUUUCAUUUUUCAACCUAAACCUGGAGAAAACAGUAAUUUCUGCAAAGCUGAAGGAUCUAGCAAAGGCGCUUCCUACUCAAUACUUGAGAAAACUUUCAUGUAAAUGCACUGAAGUUUGGAGUGGAAAACGAUGCAAGAUACAAAAACAGACAUUGGCUGCGGUGGUCGAGACACAUGGUUGCGCAUUAUUCGUUUUGAAUUGCAACUAAUCCAAAAUGAGUCGAGCCACAUUUCAGUCAUACGGUACAUUCGAUCUCUAUCUACAUGGAUAUCUUUCUGGUUAGAGUAAGCUGUUACAUUCUUACAAUUAGUGUAUUUGUGUCUUGGUUAGAAAAAGAUCGUUGUUUUGGAGAACUCAUGAAAUUUAUGGAGACCCAUCUUAAAGAUGAUGGUAUAACCAAUCAGAUGAGCAUUUUAGUUUUGGCUAUGUAGAAUUCGGAUCAUUGCCCAAUUUCAAAAUUUUCAUUUUAUGUAUC
Messenger RNA from Magnolia sinica, 2280 nucleotides. RefSeq lists its product as uncharacterized. The transcript is spliced from 14 exons. The coding region runs from base 85 to 2013 and encodes 642 amino acids. The record is from RefSeq and is a predicted model, not a curated record. Gene Ontology annotation, biological process: carbohydrate metabolic process. Lineage: Eukaryota; Viridiplantae; Streptophyta; Magnoliopsida; Magnoliales; Magnoliaceae. Gene Ontology annotation, molecular function: hydrolase activity, hydrolyzing O-glycosyl compounds.